AUGGACAUCGACCCGGCCGGGUCGCCCCCGCGCAACGAGUCGGAGAUGCAGACGCACGCCAAGGCUACGGCCGUGCGGUCCAUUGAGGGCUGGAUCAUCGUCGUCACCAACGUGCACGAAGAGGCCGACGAGGAGGCCAUCCAGGACAAGUUUGGCGAGUACGGCGAGAUCAAGAACCUUCACUUGAACCUCGACCGCCGAAGCGGCUACGUCAAGGGCUACGCUCUCAUCGAGUACUCGACCCUCGAAGAGGCGCGGGCGGCCAUCGACGGCGCGCACGACACGAAAUUGCUGGACCAGACGGUGCAGGUCGACUUUGCGUUUGUGAGACCGCCCCCGGGCAAGGGACGUGGAGGCAGGAAUCGCCGGGGACGGAGCCGCAGCCGCAGCCCCGACGCAAAGGAUGGGGAAUGA
Molecule: messenger RNA, 414 nt
Organism: Purpureocillium takamizusanense
Lineage: Eukaryota; Fungi; Ascomycota; Sordariomycetes; Hypocreales; Ophiocordycipitaceae
Gene: RBM8A
Product: RNA-binding protein 8A
Exons: 2
Coding region: 1-414 (137 amino acids)
Biological process (GO): RNA splicing
Cellular component (GO): cytoplasm; exon-exon junction complex; nucleus
Molecular function (GO): mRNA binding
Source: RefSeq, a predicted model, not a curated record